GCCAUGGAGUUCAAUAAGGACUUGCCUCUUCCCCCUUUUCCUCGGCUGGAGGGAGACUUCGGUGCGUCUGCAGGAGAGAGAUCCCCAGUGUCCUUUCAGGAGGUCGCCGUGUUCUUCACGGAGGAGGAAUGGGCUCUGCUGGAUCCAGGCCAAAGAAAACUCUACUGGGAAGUGAUGGAGGAAAAUUACAAGAUUGUGUCCUCCCUUGUUGUAGAUGGAAGAGAGAUCACAAAUGAGAAUGAACCAGGAAGUUUGACUGUGAAAAGAGAAGAUCUGCAUGUUGAAGCAAAAUUUGAAGAUCAAUUGGUAGCAAAAAGACAAUGCAGAUGGAAAAUGAAAGCAAAGCAAAAGCAGAGGAAGGAAUUGGUUGCCUGUCAGAGCAGAAAGAUAAAGGAGGCCCCAGGCCAAGAUGACAGGAAAACGAGAACGAGAAGGCAGAUGGGUCCACCAAUUGAGAAAACAUUCAGCCACAAAAUCAGUCUGAAAAAAUAUCACAAUGUUGCAAUAUGCCAGAAAAAACAUUUGGAGUGCAGAAACAGCUUUUCUCAGAAAGGCAACCUAAUUGUGCAUCAAAAGAUGCACACAGGAGAAAAGCCGUAUAAAUGCUUGGAGUGUGGAAAGAGCUUCUCUCGGAAUGGCCACCUAACUACACAUCAAAGGAUUCACACAGGGGAGAAGCCAUAUAAAUGCUUGGAGUGUGGAAAGAGCUUCUCUGAGUCUGGUGUCCUAAGAAAACAUCAAAGGAUUCACACAGGGGAGAAGCCAUAUAAAUGCUUGGAGUGUGGAAAGAGCUUCUCUGAUUCUGGCGUCCUAAGAAAACAUCAAAGGAUUCACACAGGGAAGAAGCCAUAUAAAUGCUUGGAGUGCGGAAAGAGUUUUUCUCAUAAUGGCAGCCUAAGUGCACAUCAAAAGAUUCACACAGGGGAGAAGCCAUAUAUAUGCUUGGAGUGUGGAAAGCGUUUUUCUCAUAAUGGCAGCCUAAGUGCACAUCAAAAGAUUCACACAGGGGAGAAGCCAUAUAAAUGCUUGGAGUGUGGAAAGAGGUUUUCUCAUAAUGGCAGCCUAACUGCACAUCAAAGGAUUCACACAGGGGAGAAGGCGUAUAAAUGCUUGGAGUGUGGCAAGAGCUUCUAUGUGACUGCUGCCCUAAGAUCACAUCAAAGAAGUCACACAGGGAAGAAACCAUAUAAAUGCUUGGAGUGUGGAAAGAGCUUCUCUUGGAAUGGCCACCUAACUACACAUCAAAGGAUUCACACAGGGGAGAAGCCAUAUAAAUGCUUGGAGUGUGGAAAGAGCUUCUCUGAGUCUGGUGUCCUAAGAAAACAUCAAAGGAUUCACACAGGGGAGAAGCUGUAUAAAUGCUUCGAGUGCGGAAAGAGUUUUUCUCAUAAUGGCAGCCUAAGUGCACAUCAAAAGAUUCACACAGGGGAGAAGCCAUAUAAAUGCUUGGAGUGUGGAAAGAGCUUCUCUGAGUCUGGUGUCCUAAGAGCACAUCAAAGGAUUCACACAGGGGAGAAGCCAUAUAAAUGCUUGGAGUGUGGAAAGAGUUUUUCUCGGAAUGGCAGCCUAACUGCACAUCAAAGGAUUCACACAGGGGAGAAGCUGUAUAAAUGCUUGGAGUGUGGCAAGAGUUUUUCUCGGAAUGGCAGCCUAACUGCACAUCAAAGGAUUCACACAGGGGAGAAGGCGUAUAAAUGCUUGGAGUGUGGCAAGAGCUUCUAUGGGACUGCUUCCCUAAGAUCACAUCAAAGAAUUCACACAGGGAAGAAACCAUAUAAAUGCUUGGAGUGUGGAAAGAGCUUCUCUUGGAAUGGCCACCUAACUACACAUCAAAGGAUUCACACAGGGGAGAAGCCAUAUAAAUGCUUGGAGUGUGGAAAGAGCUUCUCUGAGUCUGGUGUCCUAAGAAAACAUCAAAGGAUUCACACAGGGGAGAAGCCGUAUAAAUGCUUGGAGUGCGGAAAGAGUUUUUCUCAUAAUGGCAGCCUAAGUGCACAUCAAAAGAUUCACACAGGGGAGAAGCCAUAUAAAUGCUUGGAGUGUGGAAAGAGCUUCUCUGAGUCUGGUGUCCUAAGAGCACAUCAAAGGAUUCACACAGGGGAGAAGCCAUAUAAAUGCUUGGAGUGUGGAAAGAGUUUUUCUCGGAAUGGCAGCCUAACUGCACAUCAAAGGAUUCACACAGGGGAGAAGCUGUAUAAAUGCUUGGAGUGUGGCAAGAGUUUUUCUCGGAAUGGCAGCCUAACUGCACAUCAAAGGAUUCACACAGGGGAGAAGGCGUAUAAAUGCUUGGAGUGUGGCAAGAGCUUCUAUGGGACUGCUUCCCUAAGAUCACAUCAAAGAAUUCACACAGGGAAGAAACCAUAUAAAUGCUUGGAGUGUGGAAAGAGCUUCUCUUGGAAUGGCCACCUAACUACACAUCAAAGGAUUCACACAGGGGAGAAGCCAUAUAAAUGCUUGGAGUGUGGAAAGAGCUUCUCUGAGUCUGGUGUCCUAAGAAAACAUCAAAGGAUUCACACAGGGGAGAAGCCGUAUAAAUGCUUGGAGUGCGGAAAGAGUUUUUCUCAUAAUGGCAGCCUAAGUGCACAUCAAAAGAUUCACACAGGGGAGAAGCCAUAUAAAUGCUUGGAGUGUGGAAAGAGCUUCUCUGAGUCUGGUGUCCUAAGAGCACAUCAAAGGAUUCACACAGGGGAGAAGCCAUAUAAAUGCUUGGAGUGUGGAAAGAGUUUUUCUCGGAAUGGCAGCCUAACUGCACAUCAAAGGAUUCACACAGGGGAGAAGCUGUAUAAAUGCUUGGAGUGUGGCAAGAGUUUUUCUCGGAAUGGCAGCCUAACUGCACAUCAAAGGAUUCACACAGGGGAGAAGGCGUAUAAAUGCUUGGAGUGUGGCAAGAGCUUCUAUGGGACUGCUGCCCUAAGAUCACAUCAAAGAAUUCACACAGAGAAGAAAGCAUGUAAAUGCUUGGAGUGUGGAAAGAGCUUCUCUUGGAGUGGCCACCUAACUACACAUCAAAGGAUUCAUACAGGGGAGAAGCCAUAUAAAUGCUUGGAGUGUGGAAAGAGCUUUUCUCGGACGGGCAACCUAACUGUACAUCUAAGAAUUCACACAGGGGAGAAGCCAUAUAAAUGCUUGGAGUGUGGCAAGAGCUUCUCUGAGUCUGGUGCCCUAAGAAAACAUCAAAGGAUUCACAAAGGAGAAAAGCCAUAUAAAUGCUUGGUGUGUGGAAAGAGCUUUUCUCAGAAUGGCCACCUGACAGUGCAUCAGUGGAUUCACACAGGGGAGGAAGGAAAAUGGUGGCUGACUAAGGACACACAUUUGUGUACUCUUGUACCAGUUUUGUUUCCUCAGCUUAAUUGCAAAGUCAGUCCAUCUAUUGAUAGAAGGCACACCACGUCACAUGCCAAGAAGAAUAUCAGAGGAUUUUUGAGCUCUUUUAAUUAGGGGUUGACGAUCCUCUCUCCUCAGACAUGGCAACAUCAAAGUAGGGACAGAUUGAAGCCAUCCGGAAGGCUAAGCUUGCAGUGUAAAUAUCUAUAUGUAUUUGUAAUGAUUUCGAGAAAUGGGUGCAUGUAUCUUUAAAUGCUGGAUGAAAUAGGUGAAGAGUGGGGGUGAGAGAGAGAUGAGUGAGUGAUAUGAUUGGUUGAUGAAUGAGAGUGUAGGCGGAGUGAAUGCUGUUUAGACUGAGAGAGGCAAGAGAAAAAUGUUUUGGGAGGGAGUAGAAAGCAGGCUAGCUGUGUGCUGCCUGAAUAUGUUGAAGUGGUUAUGAGAGAAAUAUAAUCUGUGAAUAAGAGUCAGAGAGGCUAGCUGUGUGCUGCCUGAGGAGUUUUAAGCAUUUUUAUGAGAGAAAUAUAGAGCCUAGAGAAAGAGUCUGUGUGUGAAGACUUACAAGAGAUCUGUGAAUGAGUUUAAAUGAAGUAACUUUAAGAACUAAGAACUACUUUUAUGAAACCAAUACGCUUCUUGAAAAAUAAACAUUUAUUUUGUUUUGUUAUA
This is a messenger RNA of Eublepharis macularius, 3990 nucleotides long. RefSeq names its product zinc finger protein 420-like. The coding region runs from base 4 to 3438 and encodes 1144 amino acids. The transcript has 3 exons. Lineage: Eukaryota; Metazoa; Chordata; Lepidosauria; Squamata; Eublepharidae. Gene Ontology annotation, biological process: regulation of DNA-templated transcription. The record is from RefSeq and is a predicted model, not a curated record.